Messenger RNA from Hypanus sabinus (Atlantic stingray), 3949 nucleotides. RefSeq names its product G-protein coupled receptor 161-like. Gene Ontology annotation, biological process: G protein-coupled receptor signaling pathway. The record is from RefSeq and is a predicted model, not a curated record. The coding region runs from base 377 to 1627 and encodes 416 amino acids. Lineage: Eukaryota; Metazoa; Chordata; Chondrichthyes; Myliobatiformes; Dasyatidae. The transcript is spliced from 3 exons. Gene Ontology annotation, cellular component: membrane. Gene Ontology annotation, molecular function: G protein-coupled receptor activity.
CCCGGGAGCAAGUACUCCCUCCGAGGACGGAUGGCCCUGUGUGGGGAGACAGUGUGAGGCUGGGGCAGAUAUCCCAGACAGUUCAAGUCAAGGUUGUUGGAAGCAAUUUUCUCAACAGUAGAAAGUGUGAUUUGCUCAGGAAGGGUCGUGGAGCAGAGCUGGUGCCGUCUUGGCCUGAGACCUCUGGCUGGGCCAGCAGAAGCAACGGUGUGGCUGAGAAGGCCUUAAGUCAACAGUGGCCUGGUCCUGACCCUUUCCCAGCCUCUGCACCAAGGUUCCAUCCGAGGGAACGAGCCUCCCACGAGGACUGAGCUAACGAGGCCCCGAUGGGCAGCCCGGUGCUAGGGGGACCAGGUGCUUCUGUCAUCACGAUAACAUGGACAAUCCCCCCACCCCGGUGUUGGGGGACCUACAACCCGAUGGCUACAGACAAGAGGAGCAGACACCAGCACAAAUGGCCGCCCAGGCCCUCCUCUACCUGCUCAUCUUGGUGGUCGGCCUACCUCUCAACGCCCUGGUGCUGGCACUGGUCUCCAAGUCCCAGCCCCUGAGGAGCAUCACCAACAUGUUCGUGGCAUCCCUGGCACUGGCUGACCUGCUGCUCCUGCUGCUUGGCCCUCCCUUUGUCCUCGCCGCCAUCAUUGCCCAGGCGUGGCCACUGGGCGCAACAUUCUGCCAGAUCUUGGGCUUCCUCACCUUCUCCUUGAGGCUGGUUUCCAUCCUGUGCGUGGCAGGGAUUGCGGUGGACAGGUACUAUGUGAUCGCCAGGCCUUUUGUACUCACCAUCACCAGAGAGAAAGCAAAGAGGAUGAUUGCCUUCCUGUGGUGGGCCGGACUCCUCUGUGGAUUGCCACCAUUUUUUGGUGUAGGCCUCUAUCGGUUUUCCCCCUCCAAGUGUUUGUGUGACUACAGUUGGCCGGACGGAGGUUCCAGCCUCGCUUACGGCAUCUACCUUUUUAUCUGGGUGUAUCUGACCUCUGUGGUGGUAGUCACCAUCUCCUAUUGCUUGAUCUACCGAAUUACACGGAAGCGCCUGUCGGCCAAGGCCCAGCGGUUUGCCAGCAGCCUGUCCUCUAGACAGGAAGGCAGCUUGGUCCUCACAGAGCCGAGGCCCCUCAGACUACUGCAGGCCAGCCUUCCGCGCAAGUGGGCCAGCCUCAUCUCCUCCAACUCGACCUUUAACCUGAGCGCCGGGAGUGCGUCGGACAUGGCGCUGGAGUCCAGAACGGUAAAGACCAUUGUUGGAGUGGUGACCACCUUUGUUCUCACCUGGCUGCCGUACUUCGCCUCCAGCCUUCACCGCCGAACUCCCUCCGGGAGUGGGUCUGCCAGGAUGCUGGACUUCCUCGUGACCUGGCUGACCUUCAGCAACUGCGUCCUGGACCCAGUUCUGUACGCUCUGCUGAACCGACAGUUUAGACGUCGUGCCAGGGAGUGGUGGAGCCAGUGGUUCAGAGUCUCUUCCCCACGGGCACCAGAGGAGGCCGCAGCACCACCCGCUCAAGGUGUGAGCAGAACCAACGUGGAAACCAGCACAGCUCCCUUCUCCAUUUCACGAGGCUCCUGUACUUCCUAUCUGAUGGUAACAAUGAGAAGAGGACACAUACUGGGCGAUGGGAGUCAUUAAUGAUGGAUGACACCUUUUUUGAAGAUGACCUCUUGUAGAAAGCCUCAGUCUGAACCCUUCCUGUGAGCAGCAAGUCCCACAGGCCGGCCACUCUCUGGGAGAAGGAGCCAUACUCUCAUGUCUAAAUGUCGUUUGGCUGGAUAACAACGAGGUUUCAACACUUUCAAACCUGAGUUAAACUCUUAUGUCAGGGGUUUGAUUGGAAUCAGAAUCAGGUUUAACAACUUUGGCAUACAUCAUGAAAUACGUGGUUUUGAGGCAGGAGCACAUUGCAAUACAUAAUAAAAAAAGCUAUAAAUUACAAAAAAAAUGAAUAAAAUAAAAAAAUGAUGCAGUGCUCAUGGGUUCAUGGUCCAUUUAGUAGUCUGGUGGCAGAGGGGCAGAGCUGUUCCUAAAACAUUGAGUGUGUGCGUGCUCAGGCUCCUGUACCUCUCUGAUGGCAGCAGUGAGAAGAGGGAAAGUCCUGUGUGAUGGAGGUCCUUAAUACUGGGUGCCACCUUUAUGAGGCAUCGCUGUUUGAAGAUGCCACUUUAUGCUGGUUACAGGACAGUGCAGUCCUGAAGUUUGCAAUGUUGCACCUCUGCUUGCUCAGGUAACAGCGGGGCCUGUUCAUGCCAAGUCCUGCUCUUCACAAUCACUGUACCACUCUGGAACACGUGAUCCAGAUAUCCACAGAGUCUGGUGUGGUCCUGAGGGCUGGAAUAUUGGAAAUGUGCACAACCAUGUUCAAAGAAGGGUGUAAGGAAAAUGGACCAGUUAGGUAAACUCAGCAGUGCUGAAACUUAGAAAUUAACAGGGACUGGUCAGAAGACACCUUCAUGGAUAUGCUAAAGAUUGUGUCAAACCUUAGUGAGGAUCUCUGAUGAAGUAACAUAGAGGAUCCACGGAGGAAACACCAGCAGCAGUGGUGGAUGAAGGUGUGAUUGCAACAUUUAAGGGAAGCUUGGUUAUGGAGGGCUGUGCUCCAGGUGCAGGUUGAUGGCACUAGGAAGAACAACAGUUUGGCACAGACUAGAUGGGCUGAAUUGCCUUUUUCUACACUGUGGUGCUUUAUGACUGUAAAUCUCCCUUAACAGUGGUUAAGGAGCAGGUGGGACUCUGAGCUUCACAAAUAGCGGCAUUGUGUGAAGGAGCAAAUUAGUGACAAGGAAACCUUGGUUUGUCCACAACUGAGUGCCACAUAUUAGGAAAGAAGGGAAAUGUUUGGAGAGGGUGGAGAUUUCCCAAAAUGACUGCAAGUCUGCCUUAAUUAUGUGGGUAGAAAGAACACAGCAUGAUAGCAUAGCGGUUAGCAUAAUGCCUUUACACUGCCCGCAAACUCGGUUUCAAUUCCUGCCGCUGUCUGUAAGGAGUUUGUACGUCCACCCUGUGACCGUGUGGGUUUCCUCUGGGUGCUCUAGUUUCCUCCCACAGUCCAAACGCAUAUGCGUUCAUAGACGUACGGGUUAAAGCAGUUGGGUGGCAUGGGCUUGUUGGGCCUGCUACCGUGCUGGAUCACUGAAUAAAUAAACAAAAGAACUACAAUUGGAGCGAGAGUUGAAACUGGUUCUGCCAGCCAUUUGUUGAAGCUGGAGUUGUUCACUGGUCACUGGUUAGUGAGUCAGAGGCCGGUGCGACCGAGUAAAUGGAAAUGGUUCUCAUUACCAGAGGACCCUGAACCCAGAAGUCAUGCACAGAGAGAACGACAAAUCUGACAUAGGAUUUCCUUUAUUUUAAACAUGGAGCGUUUUGGGUUGGAAUGUCCUGCCAUGGAAAUCGUGGAGACAGAUGGCAUGGCAGAGUUUGGAUGGAUUUCCGAGUGGAAAGGAUUUGCAGGGAGAGGGAGUCAAUUGUGUAGCUGACCCUGACAUAAUGGGCCGAAUGGCCUCCUUCCAAGCCAUAACAGUUCUGCGAUUCUUCAGAGUUGCAGUCUGCCUAAUUCCCACCUUCUCCGGUCUGUGUCAUUCCGAGGCUUUGGAAAUUUUCCAGGCAUGUUUACACCCCAAACUGCUUGGCGGGAGGCCCAGACUGACAGCUGGGGUGUCAGUGGAGGCCGGUGGGAGGGGCAGGGCAAUCCUAAUCCUGGCCGGCCCCCACUAUGCUCACAGGAGGCAGUCAGAGCCUAAACACUUCGGUUGGGGGCUUCACCGUCCCCUCCCCAUUCUUGCCUCACCUGCCCCUGCCUCAGCUCCUCCAACAGUAGGUAAUGCCGGAUUAGAUGGAAAACAGAACAAUGGGAAAAAUGAGAUGGGUGGGGAGUCUGGGAUCCCAGUCAGGGGCUGUAGCAGGAACCGACGGAGGCAUCUGAUUACAAGGAACAGAGGGAAUGGAGGAGGGGUGGUG